CGGUUGGCUGACUGAGCUCCUCACGGGCCCCUCCCGGGCAGGUUUAUCUUAAAGACUCUGGCGGCCGCUUCUUCACAACUUGCCCUAGGUCCUUACUUGGCAGCGAUGCGGUUCCUGGCCGCUGCGUUCCUGAUGCUCCUGGCGCUCAGCGCCGCUUCGCUAGCUGAGCCGGUGUUCUUCAAGGACUGCGGGUCUGUGGUCGGAGUUAUAAAGGAAGUGAAUGUAAGCCCAUGCCCCACCCAGCCAUGUCGCCUGCUCAAAGGACAGUCUUACAGUGUCAAUGUCACCUUCACCAGCAAUACGUAUUCCAAAAAUAGCACAGCCUUGGUGCAUGGCAUUGUGAUGGGCCUCCCAGUUCCCUUUCAUAUUCCUGAGCCUGAUGGUUGUAAGAGUGGAAUCGACUGCCCCAUCCAAAAAGACAAGACCUAUUACUACCUGAAUAAACUACCAGUGAAGAACGAAUACCCCACUAUAAAACUGGUGGUGGAGUGGGAACUUCUGGAUGACAAAGGACAGCAUCUCUUCUGCUGGAAAAUCCCAUUAGAGAUCAUAUCCUAGAGAUAUUUGAUGCCAAUAUGUCUGUGUGGGCGUGAGAGGGCACAGGUGGGGGGAGGGGAGGAAAUAGAGAAGAAAUCAAGUCUGAAACUAAAUCAGUACCAUAAGAUGGAAGGAAUUUCCAAACUGCUGUUUUAUGCCUCUCAACCUCCAAAAGCAUCCAAGACCCUGUUUUCUGAGAACUCAAAACUCUUUGCCUUAUGACACCUUUUGUAAAAGGGUUGAAGGAAAAAAGAAAGGUGAGACUGUAGGACUAAGGGAUGGGUUAAUUGUCUCCAGUGUUCUUUGCAGUCGUAAUUGGGAGGGUGCAACCAGACGGGACCUGAGGAGAUUGCUUAGGGAUAUCAGAUAACUUGCCCUAGGGUUGUUAGCCCUUACAUUGGAGGACGGAUCCAAACCACAUCUCUCCAGUUGGGAUACUACAGCUACAAAUUCUUCAUCUUCAAGUGCCUCGUUGGGGUCAGUGCAUCUGGCCAAGUCAGCACCUCCAGCUCCGUUGUUUCAACAGCCGUGACUUGCUCUCUAAUGGUGUCCAGCGUUUUAUUGGAGGGGAGGUUGUACGACAGAAAUUCAACUCUGGAUGGCUGGUUCUCUGUGGUUAUCUCAUGUCUCCUUUUCUCUCUUAGAUGGUUUUUUGAGUUCAGUGCUUGGUUAGUAGAUACUUGAUUUAACAACAUUAACUUGUGGCCUCUUUAUGCACCUAGAAAUGUACCUUUGAAUAAAAACUUGUCAGUCCUGUC
This is a messenger RNA of Loxodonta africana (African savanna elephant), 1295 nucleotides long. It is a transcript of the gene NPC2, whose product is annotated as NPC intracellular cholesterol transporter 2. Gene Ontology annotation, biological process: cholesterol efflux; intracellular cholesterol transport. The transcript has 4 exons. The record is from RefSeq and is a predicted model, not a curated record. Bases 106 to 558 code for a protein of 150 amino acids. Lineage: Eukaryota; Metazoa; Chordata; Mammalia; Proboscidea; Elephantidae. Gene Ontology annotation, molecular function: cholesterol binding.